Messenger RNA from Scleropages formosus (Asian bonytongue), 2125 nucleotides. It is a transcript of the gene cyp17a2, whose product is annotated as cytochrome P450, family 17, subfamily A, polypeptide 2. The coding region runs from base 74 to 1588 and encodes 504 amino acids. Gene Ontology annotation, molecular function: heme binding; steroid 17-alpha-monooxygenase activity; iron ion binding. NCBI's taxonomy places the organism in Eukaryota, Metazoa, Chordata, Actinopteri, Osteoglossiformes, Osteoglossidae. The record is from RefSeq and is a predicted model, not a curated record. The transcript is spliced from 8 exons. Gene Ontology annotation, biological process: progesterone metabolic process; hormone biosynthetic process.
ACGCCAAUCAGCGGGCGACUCAAAUAGCCCAGCAGGCGGACAGACGGCCUCGUGCAUCGCAAACGCUUCACCGAUGAAGAUGGGAGAUUGCUGGGUGGCUGUAGUGGACUUCCCCAUGGUAGCACUGCUGCUGAUGGCGCUGGCGGCGGCGCUGGCCGUUCUCGCUCUCCGCGGCAGAGCCGUCCGAGCCGGCCGCUCCUCCAUCCCCUGCCUGCCCUCGCUGCCCCUGCUGGGUAGCCUGCUGAGCUUGAGAAGCAGCCCACCUCCUCACCUGCUCUUCACCCAGCUGGGUCGCAAGUACGGCAGCCCGUUUGCCCUCCACCUGGGGCCGCACUACACGGUCGUGGUGAACAACUUCAAGCAUGCUCGCGAGGUGCUUCUGCAGCGGGGGAAGGAGUUUGCCGGGAGGCCCAAAAUGGUGACCACCGAGCUGCUGAGCCGGGGAGGAAAGGACAUUGCCUUCGCCGACUACAGUCCCCUGUGGAAGAGCCACCGCCGCCUGGUACAUGCCUCUUUCACCAUGUUCGGGGAAGGCAGCAACACGCUGCAGAACAUCGUGUGCGAGGAGGCCGCCAGCUUGUGCUCCGACCUGUCGGCCCAAUCGGGCCAACCCGUUGACCUCGAGUUGCCGCUGAUGCAGGCCGUCACCAACGUGGUGUGCACCCUGGUGUUUGGCUCCACCUACCAGCCCCACGACCCCGAGUUUCACAGCGUCAUGGAGUACAACAGCGGCAUAGUGCAGACCAUCGCCAGGGGCAACGUGGUGGACAUCUUCCCUUGGCUUAAGAUCUUCCCCAACAAAGAUUUGAAGAAACUGAAAGAGUGCAUCCGUGUGAGAGACGAACUGCUAAGCAAGAAGCUGGAGGAACACAAGGCAACUUACAGCCCCGAGGAAACCCGCGACCUGCUUGACGCAUUGCUGAAGGGCCAGAGAAGCUCAGGCGACGAGUCCAGCAUCACCGAUGACCAUGUACUGAUGACGGCCGCGGAGGUCUUCGGGGCAGGUGUGGAGACAACUUCCACAACCCUGCUUUGGAUGAUAGCUUUCCUGUUGCAUCACCCUGAGGUCCAGGACAGGAUCCACCAGGAGCUGGACAAGCAGAUCGGACGCGACCGCAUGCCGACGCUGGCGGACCGGGGCCGGCUGCCCUACCUGGAGAGCACCCUCUGCGAGGUGAUGAGGAUUCGGCCCGUGAGCCCCGUGCUAAUCCCCCACGUGGCCCUGCGGGACACCAGCUUAGGAGAACACAGCAUCCCCAAGGGCACACGUGUGCUGGUCAAUAUGUGGUCCAUUCACCAUGAUCCCCAGGAGUGGGAUGAGCCCGACAAGUUCAAACCGGAGCGCUUCCUGGACGCCGACGGUCAGCGCUUCUCCCCGCCUUGCUUCCUCCCGUUCGGCGCGGGACCGCGGGUCUGCGUAGGCGAAUCCCUUGCUAAGCUGGAGCUCUUCCUGUUCUCCGGAUGGCUGCUGCAGCGUUUCACCUUCACGGUCCCGCAGGGGGCGCCGUUGCCUGAUCUCCAGGGACGCUUUGGGGUUGUUCUGCAGCCGCUGGCCUACACCGCCUCCGUGACACCGCGGCUCUGCUGAGUAGGCCGCGCUGGGCCUCAAGCGCUAAAACAAAGUUCACCCUGCAAACCUGCAAACUUGCUCUAAACUGAAACGGUAAAAAUUACCCAGCCGUGUAAACGAGUAAAUCAGCGUAAAUAUCUCAAUGUUGUCAGCUGCUUUUGAAAGGAGCAUCAGCAGCAUAAACGAAUGCGAACCUCAUUUAUAUGGCCUACAUAAGCGACACAUCUUGCUUGCUUUUCUGUCUUCCUAUAUUAAAAUGUCUGUGUGUAUGAAUGGACAUAAUCCAACAGUAGAAUUCCCUUUAAAAUGACACACUUUCUAGAAACACAAAAUCAGACAAGGUAGAACACUAAAAACAUAAUCUUGAAUGUAUCCUACAAGAUCCUCUUACCAAUGAGAAUAAGAGUGGAAUUUUUCUCUUUACCGUAGACACAAGUAAUAGUACCUUCAGAGAUGUAAGUGUAAGAAUAGCAUAUUGCAGUUUUAGGGUCUUUUUCCCACCUUCAUCCUAGCAAAUAGCACAAAACAAUACUUAAUAAAGUGAUUUAUUUUCCA